Molecule: messenger RNA, 1155 nt
Organism: Orycteropus afer afer
Lineage: Eukaryota; Metazoa; Chordata; Mammalia; Tubulidentata; Orycteropodidae
Gene: CHST4
Product: carbohydrate sulfotransferase 4
Exons: 1
Coding region: 1-1155 (384 amino acids)
Biological process (GO): carbohydrate metabolic process; protein sulfation; N-acetylglucosamine metabolic process
Cellular component (GO): Golgi membrane
Molecular function (GO): N-acetylglucosamine 6-O-sulfotransferase activity
Source: RefSeq, a predicted model, not a curated record
AUGAUGCUGUCCAAGAAAAUGAGGCUGCUGCUGCUUCUCACUUCCCAGGUGGUGAUCUUCACUCUAUUCUUCUGUCUACUGUACAGCUACAACUUCAGCUCCCUGCCUUCAAAGGAGGAGCCCAAGCCUGUGCAUGUGCUAAUCCUGUCUUCGUGGCGCUCAGGCUCUUCCUUUGUGGGGCAGGUUUUCGGGCAGCACCCAGAUGUCUUCUACCUGAUGGAGCCUGCCUGGCAUGUCUGGAUGAGCUUUACCCAGAGCACUGCUUUGAGGUUGCACAUGGCGGUGAGGGACCUGGUGCGCUCUGUCUUUCAUUGCGACAUGAGUGUCUUCGAUGCAUAUAUGCAACCCGGUCCCCGAAGACAGUCCAGUCUCUUCCAGUGGGAGACCAGCCGGGCCCUAUGUUCCCCACCUGCCUGCAACAUCUUCCCAAGGGGUAAGAUCAUCCCACAAGCUCACUGCAAGGUUCUGUGCAAUCGACAGCCCUUCGAGAUGGUGGAGAAAGCCUGCCGCUCUUACAGACAUGUGGUACUCAAGGAGGUACGCUUCUUCAACCUGGAGUCCCUCUACCCUCUGCUGAGGGAUCCAUCCCUCAACCUGUACAUCGUGCACCUGGUCCGGGACCCCCGGGCUGUGUUCAGUUCCCGAGAACACACCACGCUGGAACUCAUGACAGACAGCCGCAUUGUAUUAGGGGACAAGUGGCACCAACUCAAGAAGGAGGACUUGCCCUACCAUGUGAUGCAGACCAUCUGCAAAAGCCAGCGGGAGAUCUUUGAGGCCGUCCAGCUUUUGCCCAAAGCCCUGCAGCAGCGUUACUUGCUUGUACGUUAUGAGGACCUGGUCCGAGCCCCCGAGGCCCAGACUUCCCGAAUGUAUGACUUUGUAGGGUUGAAAUUCUUGCCCUGGCUCCAGACCUGGGUGCAAAACGUCACACAAGGCAAGGGCUUAGGUACACAUGCUUUCCACACAGAUUCUAGGAAUGCUCUCAAUGUCUCCCAGGCCUGGCGCUGGACCUUGCCUUUUGAAAAGGUUACACGGCUUCAGAAGAUGUGUUCUGACACCAUGCAUUUGCUGGGCUACCGCCAGGUCACAUCUGAGCAACAACAGAGAAACCUGUCAGUGGAUUUUCUAUCUACCUGGGCCUUCUCUGAGUAA